AUGACCAUGAACAUCCGCGCUUGCCUCUUCGACAUGGAUGGUCUACUCAUCAACUCUGAGCAGAUCUACACCGAUGUUGCCAACGAGAUUUUAGCCGAACACGGUAAAGGUCCUCUUCCCUGGGAGAUCAAGAAGGACCUGCAGGGCCGACCUGGUCCUGAGGCCGCGCGAGUCUUCCUUGAAUGGUCUGGAUUGCCCUACAACCCCGACGAGUAUUACGCCAUGACCUCUGCUCGUCAGUCGGAAAAGUGGCAGACCUGCAAGUUCAUGCCCGGAGCUCUGGAGCUGCUGAAGUACCUCAAGGAGAAGGACAUUCCUUUUGCUCUGGCCACCUCAUCCCACCGAGGAAACUUUGAGAAGAAGACCGCCCACCUGGGUCACGGAUUCGAGCUCUUUGGCGACCACAUUGUCGUUGGAGAUGACGAGCGAAUCCCCAAGGGUCGUGGCAAGCCCAACCCCGACAUCUGGCAAGUGGCUCUCAAGUCUCUGAACGACCAGAGACACGCCGGUGACCAGAUCAAGCCCAAUGAGGUGCUGGUGUUCGAGGACGGCAUUCCCGGCGUUGUUUCCGGACGAGCUGCUGAGGCCCAUGUUAUUUGGGUGCCCGAUCAGCGCCUUCUCAACGUGCUCAAGAAGGGCGAGGCCCAGGAGAUCAUUGGCAACCAAGGCGAGAUUCUCACCUCUCUCGCCGAUCUCGACAAGACCAAGUAUGGCCUUUAA
Molecule: messenger RNA, 720 nt
Organism: Yarrowia lipolytica CLIB122
Lineage: Eukaryota; Fungi; Ascomycota; Dipodascomycetes; Dipodascales
Molecular function (GO): phosphatase activity
Source: RefSeq, a predicted model, not a curated record